Messenger RNA from Cucurbitaria berberidis CBS 394.84, 786 nucleotides. RefSeq names its product Nop52-domain-containing protein. Gene Ontology annotation, biological process: rRNA processing. The coding region runs from base 1 to 786 and encodes 261 amino acids. NCBI's taxonomy places the organism in Eukaryota, Fungi, Ascomycota, Dothideomycetes, Pleosporales, Cucurbitariaceae. Gene Ontology annotation, cellular component: preribosome, small subunit precursor; nucleus; preribosome, large subunit precursor. The record is from RefSeq and is a predicted model, not a curated record. The transcript is spliced from 4 exons.
AUGUACGCUAGCCCAUUAUCGUCUCCCAGCACAGUCAGUAUGGCAUCAGACGCGCAAAAUAACCCUUUCAUAAGGAAUCUUGCAUCGAGUGAUAAAAAAGUUCGCGAUGAAGCGUUCGAUUCCCUACGAGCGUAUCUUGGUUCACAAUCGCAUAUAGCAGAGCUUGAUCUGCUGAAGCUAUGGAAGGGACUGUUCUACUGCCUAUGGAUGCAAGACAAACCUGCCCUCCAACAACGCCUCUCUCGCGAACUCGCUUCCCUCGUCUCUACGCUCCGUGAACCCGUUGUCCUGCCUUUCCUUCGCGCUUUCUGGCUCACAAUAGCCCGUGAAUGGAUCCACAUUGAAGCUCUUCGGUUAGACAAAUACCUCUAUCUGAUUCGUCAAUACGUAAACGCAUCCUUCCAGUUCCUGAGUCGAAACAAAUGGAAGAGAGAAACGCUGAAGGAGUGGAAUAAGAUCGUCGAGGAGGUGCCGUUAGAAUCUAAGGAUAUGAAAAUUCCGAAUGGGCUACGGUAUCAUGUGCUGGAUGUUUGGGCUGACGAGCUUGAGAAAGUUGGGGGAGUGGAGUUCGAGAAGGACCAGGAGAAGGCGAAAGAGAUUGUGGAAAUUAUGGUGCAGCCGGUCGAGACACUGGCGAAAGAGGGCAGACUGAAAGUCCUAAGAGUCGCGGCGAAAGAGUGCCUGGCCGAUCAGCGAUUAAGAGCUUGGAGAGGGCAAGAGGAUGAGGUUGUGGAUGAGCCCGAAGAGGAAGAUGAAGAGGCUGAGUGGGGUGGCAUUGAUGACUAA